Messenger RNA from Cimex lectularius (bed bug), 1795 nucleotides. RefSeq lists its product as uncharacterized. The record is from RefSeq and is a predicted model, not a curated record. Gene Ontology annotation, molecular function: protein binding. NCBI's taxonomy places the organism in Eukaryota, Metazoa, Arthropoda, Insecta, Hemiptera, Cimicidae. Gene Ontology annotation, cellular component: centriole. Gene Ontology annotation, biological process: centrosome duplication; centriole replication; regulation of cytokinesis.
AGCGGUCGUCAAUUACAUCAUCGUUCAAAACGGAAAACAUUGGUGUUUUAGCGUGGGCUGUCAAUUGCGAAUUGGAAACGUGAUUCUGUGAGAUUGAGGCGAUCUGCGAGUCGCGUUCUGUGAGUCGACGAGCGACUCGACGCCUACAACCUCCCGCCAACCUGAUAAUCUGCUCAUUGGCGCGUUUCGGCUUCUGAAAUGAAUAAACAAACCGUGGGCAACCGACGGUUCGAUAGUCACCGGGUUGACGACGCGUACUCGUACCUUGAGAUCCGACCGGCCGGCUCGGCUCCGUCCACUGUCCAGUCCCACGGCAUUUCGAGGGAGGCGUGGGGUUUGCCCGAGUCAGGAAAUGACGACCAAUUUGCCGAAUAAAACGAUUUGACGAUUCAGAAAAAAAUGGCAAGCUUCAAAUACACAUCCUGCAUCAAAAUCAAAGGACACCCGAUACUUCCGCCUAUCAUCACUUCGCACGAUAGGGUAGAACUGAACAGACACAGAGAAGAUGCGAUCAGGAAAGAAGAGGAAAUCGCGACGAGGACACAAGUUUCUGAAAUCAGCGAUUUCCUAACCGACGUGGAGGCGAACAGCGAGGACGGGAGUUUAAACGGCUCUUCUACGCUGAGGACUGAACAGGUGUUGGAAUUCAUCAGGCAAGCGCUUUCCGAAGACAAGCUGAAAAAUCUAGAAGAAGUCAAAAUGCUCCAAACCGCUAUCUUCGAAGAACUCAAUAGAUGCGCUGAACAAUCCGCCUUGGACGGCGACGAGAGUUGUGACACGCUUCAUAACGUCGAGGACAUUUCGCCGACCGAAGGAAGACUCACGCCGUCGUUCAGUGAUAUUUCUCCCAUUAAAUUUACACCUACUGAACACAACAAAAAAUCAGCCUUAUCUGAACCGCACUAUAGACUGAAUGUGCCUAAAGAAAAACUGAAUUGCAAGAAAGCUCAACAAGAUCUCAUAAAUCGCAAAAUGUCUACCUCAGAAAAUAGUCCCCUGGCUAAAAACAUCUUGGUCACCCCUCCAAAAAUGAUAAGAAGAAAUUCUUACACUUUAGAAUCACCGAGCACAAGUGUUUUAGCCUAUAUAAAAUCAUUAAACAAGUCUGACCAAUCUAAUAAUGAACAUUCGUUGUCUUCUGUUAGCUUAAGUGAUAAAAAACCUCUUAGAAGGCUAAGUCAAAAAUGGGAUCAAGAUGAAAGUUCCAAAACUGAAAAUAAAACGCCCUCCCCAAGUCUACAUCUUAUGUCAGAUGUUAAGAAUUCUAAGAGAUGGCUGAUGUCAUCAGAUCCUAGCUUAAAAACCCGUCUAAGUACAAAAGAACUAGAUGCAAUUUGUCAAACCAUUAAAGGUGUUAACCUUGCCAGUAGGGCCAGACGAACACUUUUUGAAAAUAAUAAUGUUACCCUUGAAAUGGAGGAAGCAGCCAUUAAAAUUCAAGCAGGGAUUAGGGGUUAUUUGACGCGGCGGCUUAUGAGAACAUAUAAGAUUACCGAGUUGAAAAAUACUAUUAAAGAUAGCUUAAUCACAGCACUUCAGUUACAUUCCGAACCCCCUGUCAAUCAAGCAGAACUGGAACUUCAUAAACGUCUUGCAUUGCAGGUUGAAAGUGUCUGUCGUGAAUGGCAUACGGUGUUCUUUGAGCUUUCGCCCCAAGAACAAAUGAAGAUAAUCCAAAUCGAUAGAAAUAGAGCAUUGCUAACGAAGAAAACUAAACCUGUUGUAAAAAAGCAUUACGCUUCUCUGCGAUCGAAAGCUAUGUCCGAAUCACUGAAUUCCCUGAAAAGUCCGCCAA